UAGUGCUAUCUGCUUUCACGGAUGAUAGACACAGAUAGCAUCACCAAUAUAAUUAAUCAAAUGCUGUCAUUGUAACUUACACCUCACUAUAACAAGAAUGCUUUCGGCAUGCAUUUUUCAAAUGAGAAACUGCUAACUGGUUUACCUGUAGCUCUGUAGGUACUAUUUCGUGAACAUUGACAAUUGGUCAACUCUGAUAACGUAGAAUUUAUCUCUGCAAGUUUCACAUCCAAAAAGUUGCUCUCACAAAAGCUUCUUUUCGUGAAUUAGGAAAUAUUCUGUAAAAGCCCAAGAAUUGAUUUUUAUAUAUCCAGUAAUAAUUUAAAUGAUGAUAUUUUCAAUUUUUACAAUAAUUUUUUAUUGGAAGAAUAAUAUUGUGUUUGUAUAGAAAUUUUAUUAUUUAGUAGGCAUUGGUUUUUGCUCUUUCCUGUAGAACUUCGCGUGGAUUUUCUCAUCAAUUCGGCCCUUUGGAGUCAACUGACGUAAAAUGCCUCCAAAGAAGGACGCAAAGGGAGGUUCUUCCAAACAACCUCAAAAAACACAGAAGAAGAAGGAAGGAGGAUCGGGAGGCAAGGCUAAGAAGAAG
This is a messenger RNA of Nilaparvata lugens (brown planthopper), 586 nucleotides long. RefSeq names its product 40S ribosomal protein S25. Gene Ontology annotation, cellular component: cytosolic small ribosomal subunit. The record is from RefSeq and is a predicted model, not a curated record. NCBI's taxonomy places the organism in Eukaryota, Metazoa, Arthropoda, Insecta, Hemiptera, Delphacidae. Gene Ontology annotation, molecular function: structural constituent of ribosome.